GGCGAGCGCGCGCUGUCGAGCUACGUAUCGGUGCACGCGGAGAGCGGCAAGGUGUACGCGCUGCAAUCACUGGACCACGAGGAGCUGGAGCUGCUGCAGUUCCAGGUGAGCGCGCGCGACGCGGGCGUGCCACCUCUGGGCAGCAACGUGACGCUGCAGGUGUUCGUGCUGGACGAGAACGACAACGCGCCAGCACUGCUAGCGCCUCGGGCGGGUGGCAUCGGUGGCUCAGUGAACGAGCUGGUGCCAUGGUCGGUGGGUGCGGGCCACGUGGUGGCAAAGGUGCGCGCGGUGGAUGCUGACUCAGGCUACAACGCGUGGCUUUCGUACGAGCUGCAGCUGGGGACUGGUGGCGCGCGCAUCCCGUUCCGCGUGGGGCUGUACACGGGAGAGAUCAGCACGACGCGUGUCCUAGACGAAGCGGACGCUCCGCGCCACCGCCUACUGGUACUGGUGAAGGACCACGGCAAGCCCGCACUGACGGCCACGGCCACCGUGCUGGUGUCAUUUGUGGAGAGUGGACAGGCGCCAAAGGCCUCCUCACGGGCGUUGUCGGGCGCUGUGGGUCCCGAGGCUGCGCUGGUGGAUGUCAACGUGUAUCUGAUAAUUGCCAUCUGCGCGGUGUCUAGCCUUUUGGUGCUCACGCUGCUGCUGCACACCGCGCUGCGGUGCUCGGCACCGCCCACCGAGGGCGCAUGCGCUCCGGGCAAGCCCACACUGGUGUGCUCCAGCGCGGUGGGGAGCUGGUCAUACUCGCAGCAGAGGAGGCCGAGGGUGUGCUCUGGUGAGGGCCCACCCAAGACCGACCUCAUGGCCUUCAGCCCCAGUUUACCUGACUCUAGGGACAGAGAAGAUCAGCUGCAGACAACUGAGGAAUGCUUUGCAAAGGUUAGUGUAUAACAUCCUUUUGUUUAAUUUUCGUAUUGUUUUUCUUUAUCAACUUCUUCGUAAAUUUAUUUCUAAGAAUCAAAUUUCCCUGGGUUAAAAUUUUACCUCUUUUUACAUAUCCAUUUUAACUAGUCUUUUGGAAUUACAGGACGUCAAAGCAAUAUAUAUUGCCUUCCUUCAUUGUAUGCUGCAUUAUUCAAUGCAUAUUAACAGGACUGUAAUUUCUAGUAAAUUUUCACUAUAUUAACCUUCUUUAUUUUUGGUAAUAAGAACAUUUAGAAAACAUUUUACUAUUAUUUAACCUAUAACACAUAAACAAAUGUGCAGAGGCUGAAAUAAUAAAGCUCCAUAAAUUGUAUGAAAGUGAAAACAUCUAUUGCCUCCAUCGCUGAAGCCCCUCACAUGCACUUGCCAAAUCACUUCCCUUGUUUUUCCUCCAGUGUAACUGCACAUUUGCCUUUUAUAUCUGUGUUUAUUCUGGGCCUGUUUUGGGAACGUAUUCUAAUUGGAAUUGCACAACGUGUAUUGUCUGUGCAUUUGUGUGUUAUUUGUAUUUAUCACUCAUUGUUUGUGAAAUUAUCCAUGUUGUUACAUGUAGUUGUAGUUCAUUUAAUUCUAUUUCUAGUACUAUUUCAUAAAUAUACUAUAUAUUAUUUAUUCUACUGUUCAGGAAUUUGCAUUGUGCCUCAAUGUCUAUUUCAAAUAAUGCCAUCAUAAAUAUAUUGCACAUUUCUUUGAUGCCCAUGUACACAGAUUUCUCUUAGGUUUUUACCUAAGAGUUGUGUUUGUGGGUCACAGAAUAUGUGUGUAUCUUUGUCUUUUGUAGCUAACACCAACCAAUUUUCCAAGAUGUUUUUAGCUAUUUACAUUUCUAGUAGUGUAUAAGGCUUUCUGCUACUCCACAUCAUCUCUACAUUUGUCAGGUUAUUUUCAUGUUAGCCAUUUUACUGGGCAAGUUUUGUAAUCUCAUUUUGAAAUUCUUUUAUGUUUAAAUGAAGUUGAGUACCUCUCUAUUUUAUUUUGGCAAUUUUUAUACCUUAUUUUGUGCAAUAGCUGUUCAAAUCUCCUAUUUCUCUAGUCUGUUGUUUUUCUUUUCUUUUUUCUCUUCUUUUUUGCUUCCAUAAAACUUUCUUUCUUUUUUUUUU
Molecule: messenger RNA, 2033 nt
Organism: Chlorocebus sabaeus (green monkey)
Lineage: Eukaryota; Metazoa; Chordata; Mammalia; Primates; Cercopithecidae
Source: RefSeq, a predicted model, not a curated record